Leptinotarsa decemlineata (Colorado potato beetle) is the source of this 1266-nucleotide messenger RNA. RefSeq lists its product as uncharacterized. The record is from RefSeq and is a predicted model, not a curated record. Lineage: Eukaryota; Metazoa; Arthropoda; Insecta; Coleoptera; Chrysomelidae.
AUGAUGAUAUGCAGAGUGUUAAUGAGAAUAACAAUUCUUUAGAUGUUAGGCAGAAUGCAACUGAAACAACCGAGAAUGAAGAAUCAGACAAUCAAGAUGAAGAUGAUGACUCAGUUGUGGAUCCUGACUUUGAACCAGGUCUUUCAGAUGUUGAGCAGACCAGAAAUGGAACUGUCGACAAUGAAGAAUCAGAAAACCAAAAUGGAGUCGACAAUGACUCUAUUAUGGAUGCCGACUUUAAACCAAGACUUUCAGAUGUUGAACAGACCAGAAAUGAAACUACCGAGAAUGAAAAAUCACGAAAUCCAAAUAAAGUUGAUAAUGACUCAGUAAUGGAUGCCGACUUUGAACCAAGAAUUUCAGAAGUUGUCCGGACCAGAAAUGAAAAUUAUCAAAUUGUUGCUCCAAUAUACUUACCAACUCCAGAUAUGGAUAACAAAAAAUUAAUUGUCUUUAAGUGAAAUAAUCGGACUAAGUCAAAAGUUCAUUUUUGUAAAUACUGUAUGAAGCUUCAAACAAAAUUUGCUCGUCAUUUAGAGAACAAGCACAAGAAUGAAGAGUCAGUUGCAGAGUUUUUAAGACUCCCUAAGAAGGACAUCUCCAGAAGUCAAUUAAUACAAAAAAUUCGUGUAGAAGGGGAUUUCCUGUAUAAUACCCAAAAUAAAUACAAUCUAGAGGGUAAUUUGAUUGUUGUUCGGUGUCCUACAUCCAAGCAGAGAACAGCCGAUCAAUUCAGGCCCUGUGGAAAUUGUGGCGGCAUGUAUUCAAAAAUGUCGUUAACAGCUCAUUACCGGAAAUGUCAAAAAAAUAGGAUCAAGGGAGCAAAAGAUGUCUUCUUAAUGUCUAAGCAGAAAAGUAUGUUCAUCUCCUCAAAAGCCAGUGAUAUUCUUAGAAGCAGUGUUUUGCCAUCACUUUGUGAUGACAGAGUAACAAAAACUAUUAUAUCUGAUGAAGUAAUAAUUUUGUUUGGAAAUCGCUUAUGCCAAAAAUAUAGAUCUCACCAUCUGUACAAAAUGAUACGAGCAAAAUUGAGAUGUGUUGCCACAUUUCUGAUAACCCUUAGAGAGAUUUCUGGUAUACCUAAAAUUAAAUUGGAAGAGAUAUUUGAUCCACUUCACUACGAAAAUUGUAUUUCAAGCAUCAAUAAAAUGUGUGGCUUGAAUCAAGAAACUGGAAGAUUCAAAAGUCCAGCAACUGCUUUUGCAAUAGGGUCACAUCUCAAGAAAAUUGCAUUCUAUAUGAUAUCAGAGUAUAUUAAACAAAAAA